Sphaeramia orbicularis (orbiculate cardinalfish) is the source of this 1124-nucleotide messenger RNA. RefSeq names its product cytochrome b5 domain containing 2 (gene cyb5d2). The transcript has 4 exons. The coding region runs from base 129 to 878 and encodes 249 amino acids. NCBI's taxonomy places the organism in Eukaryota, Metazoa, Chordata, Actinopteri, Kurtiformes, Apogonidae. Gene Ontology annotation, cellular component: endomembrane system; membrane. The record is from RefSeq and is a predicted model, not a curated record.
CUGACAUUCCAUAACAGGAAGCACCUGCUUGGUCAUUAUUUGUAUUUUUCAUCCUAUUAUGUUGAAUUCCCAGUUAAAUAUGUGGUUUUGUAUGAAUAUCCGUGAGCCACAGUUUCCGUGUGUUCAUCAUGUUUAGUUUGGUGCUGGUUUCCGCUCUGUCUGUGCUUCUGACAGUGUUUUUUAUUCCUCGUCAAUGGUCUGAAUCUGAAUGGUUUGGAAAUGAAUCAGCAGAUCUGCGGCUCCUGAGCAGCAGCGACUUAAAGCAGUACGGAGGGGAGGAGGGCAGCAGGGGCCUGUACCUGGCCCUGCUGGGACAGGUCUUUGACGUCCACAGGGGACACAAGCACUACGGACCCGGUGGGGCUUAUCACUGCAUGGCAGGUAAAGAUGCCUCCCUGUCCUUCAUCACGGGGGACUUCACAGACACUGGUCUCACAGAUGAUGUGUCCAGUCUGUCUCCUGUGCAGCUGGUGUCCCUCUAUGACUGGUUGGACUUUUACCACAGGGAGUACCGACAUGUAGGUUUCGUGAUUGGUCGGUUUUAUUCGGAGGCGGGGCAUCCCACAGAGACCCUUCAGCAGGUGGAGGCGUCAGCGGCCGAGGGGCGGCGGCUAAAGGUCCAGGCGGAGGCGGAGAAAGUUCAGUUCCCACCCUGUAACUCAGAGUGGAGUUCAACCAGCGGAGGCAGAGUCUGGUGUUCCACCAGGAGCGGUGGAGUGGAACGGGACUGGACUGGGGUUCCGAGGAGGUUCUUCGCUCCUGGAUCCAGCAGCGCUCGCUGUGUUUGUGUCAAAGAUCCAUCUGAGAAUGACGCCCACCUAAAGGAAUACGACGGCUGCCCCUCACAUUCACACUCAUGUCAUUUAGAGGAUUCUUAAUGGAAAAUGGACCGACGGACAGUUAGAACGGGGGGGUCCAACAGACAGCCUGUGGACCAAAACCAGCCCAGCAGAGUCCAAACCUGCCCAGGAGAUCCAAAAACGACAGACAUUAAGACCCAAUACCAAUUUUUCUCACGUCAGAGAUUUCAAAUACCGUGUUCGGACCCAUCUGUGUUUUUUUUGGUUUGUUUUCGUCUGCUGUAUAUCAUUAGAUGAUUUGUAAUGUGGAUUAUAUUUUUAUUG